UUGUUUAGGCGUAGAUCUUUUAAAAGUCACACCUCAUUGUCAAAAUGGCCGGUGAUACUACUUGUGUUUCGUUCGGUGACUAUUUAUGGAUUCCAUCUUUGAUACGUAGAGUUCGUGAAAGCAAGAAAGGAAUCUCUAUUUUCUGCGGUCCUUAUCAGCGUUCACGUGCGAGCCGUUAAAAUAGACUCAUGAGAAGUGGUACGCUUACGGCGUAACAUCGUUUUGUGCGCGGUAUGGCCUCAGUAUGUCUUGCAUUGGGACAUUCUGAUGAAGAUGCGGCACAGCGGAGAGAUAAAGAAAGGAAUUGUUUGAUAACUGUUUUCAGUUCACACCAAAAUCUUGACGAAGAGACGAAACAUAGCAUAUUAUUAACGAGAAUAGGCAGUUUCCAAAAGGGCGUCAUAGACAUUUUUGUUAUCUGUUACAUCCAGUUUCAAAACAGUAUAAGAAAACAAGAACGUGUUUACUUUUGGUGAGUCAAGUUGAAUUCCAAGAAGAAUUUGAGGGCAUUUAAAUUGCUAUUGUUUUUGGUUUAUUUUUGUAAAACAACAUGGAUUAUACGAAAACUUUGGAGGAAUUUAAAUUCACUUUGCUUUCAGUUCAGUGUUGUUUGUAGGUUUGUUUUUCGUGUUGUUGUUUUUUGUUUACAACUAAUAUUUACAAUACAUUCGCGUAUGUGCAGUUUAAUUAUACAGAAUAUAAAAAAAAAACCCUUUAAAAACAUGAAAAUUCACAGAAAACUGUGCUCUUGUUAUUGUUUGUGUCAUUUCGUAUGCGGAUUUCUAUUGGGUGCAUAUCUGGUGAAUAGACUGGCACUUCUUUUCUUCAAACGGAACGUCCACUCCUGUUUCAAACCACACCCGCGGCAAACCAACCUGUUCGUAAAAGACAUACCGCUCCUGAACACAAACAACGAAUCCUUCAUUCUGAUCGGAGUCAUGACAACGAGACAGAAUCUUGCAACCCGCGCAGCCGCCAUUAGUCGCACGUGGGGAAAACUAGUUCCGGGAAAGAUCAUUUUCUUUGUUGGAAAAGGUAAAAAAUACAACGGAAACCUUCCUGUCGUCGUCUUAAACGAAGCUUCGGACAAUAUCUACCCUCCACAGGGGAAGUCUUUCAUGAUGAUCAAACACAUACACGAUAAUUACCUCGACACGUUUGAGUGGUUCAUACGAGCAGACGACGACCUAUUCGUGAAGAUCAAAGAUCUCGAGGUGUUCCUACGCUCUGUAAAUAGUUCUAGACGACUUUACAUCGGCCAGCCUGGUCUAGGCAUUCCGACGGAAAGAGGGAAGCUGGGACUGAGGGACGAGAGCUCGUUCUACUGUCUCGGCGGCCCGGGGGUGGUGUUGUCGAGAGAGACGUUGCGACUCGUAGUGCUGAGUAUGUCGACGUGUCGGAACAGUACCUUCACGGCACACGAGGACACUGAACUCGGGCGCUGUGUACACCGGCGGGCAGGCGUCUCUUGUACGUCCGCGUACGAGUUUAUACAACUCUUCUACCAAAACUACAACAACAAAAAUGGGUCAUUCGAAGGGAAGCUCGAUCACAGAUUGACGCAUGCGCUAACCUUACAUCCGGUUAAGAAUUCGGAGCACGUGUACCGGAUCCACAACCAUUUUAGCACCCAAACUGUAGCCCAGCUUACAAAGAAGAUAUCUCACUUAGAGCGAACCCUGUAUAACACGAACAGCGAGCUGCGUGCGUUAUCCGUGGGAGCUGACGGCGAAAGAGUUAACAUCAGCACAUCGGAGAAUGACGGGUAUGAGGAACCUGACGAGUGGAAUUUCAUUCGAUCUGGACUCGUCUUCACGCGUAUCAACCCUUACCAGCUUCCCUUUGAGAACAUACGGACGAGAGGCAGACAUCUUGGAUUCGCUAUCUCAGUGUUAGCGCUAGGCCGUAUGAGAUCAAAACAAGACAUGCCCGUCUUUUCUUACCAAAGCGUGAGCGUCCGAACGGGUUUGGAACACAUUCACGUCAUGGGAAAUAAAAACUCGUUGUUGAGACCGUACGUCACUAUACGGCGUUUUCAGUCGACGGAGAUAGCCGAAGUGCCAACGGAAUGUAACGACCGAGACCGUGUUAUCUACAUGCUGUUACCGCUAUAUCAACGACCAAAGACGUUUGGAGAUUUCCUAAAAUCUUUAGCUGUUGCUAUUUCUGGCUAUGGCGGUGUUAUCUUUCUCAGAGUUGUGAUAUACAGAGAUAGCUAUAAUGAAUAUCUAUUAUCUCACAGUUAUAUUAAAGCUUUCAGUAACAUUACUAAGACCCUCAUAAUUGAGGCCUUCCCAAUGGUUGGUCAGUUCUCUCGAGCCAAGGCGUUGAAGAGAGGGUUGGAAGGUUUGUCGUCCGACAGCUUAGUGGUUGCCAUGGAUGUAGACAUGCGCUUUACCGCUGAUUUCUUACACCGGGUUUCUCUCAACACCGAGCUAGGAAAACAGGUGUAUUUCCCUAUUUACAUCACCCAGUAUGAUCCAUAUAUAGUUUGUUACGGUAAACCAGAGUGUCGUGUUAACAAAACGAUUUUUCACUUCGGCCAUCAAUAUGGCACCUGGCGCCAUUUUAGUUACGGAAUUGUUGGCGUGUAUAAAGGUGACGUCACAAAGGUGGGCGGGUUUAAUAUUCUGAUAGAAGGGUGGGGUAAAGAAGACACGGAUUUUCUGGCAAAGUGUAUCAAAUAUGGAUUAACGGUGUUUCGGUCUAUCGAUUCCGGAUUAAUGCAUAUACAUCAUACCAGGGUGUGUGACGUUAAUCUACCACGUGACCAAUUCAAAAUGUGCCUCGAAUCCCGGGCGGCGAUUUAUGGGUCUCAAUUUGAUUUAUCAAAUAUUGUAUUCAAUAUUUCCGAUAUAAAAUGAUUAUGUUGA
This is a messenger RNA of Gigantopelta aegis, 2873 nucleotides long. Its product is annotated as chondroitin sulfate synthase 1-like. NCBI's taxonomy places the organism in Eukaryota, Metazoa, Mollusca, Gastropoda, Neomphalida, Peltospiridae. Gene Ontology annotation, cellular component: Golgi cisterna membrane. The transcript is spliced from 4 exons. The record is from RefSeq and is a predicted model, not a curated record. Gene Ontology annotation, molecular function: glucuronosyl-N-acetylgalactosaminyl-proteoglycan 4-beta-N-acetylgalactosaminyltransferase activity. Bases 675 to 2864 code for a protein of 729 amino acids.